This is a messenger RNA of Gastrolobium bilobum, 1422 nucleotides long. RefSeq names its product rho GTPase-activating protein 3. Lineage: Eukaryota; Viridiplantae; Streptophyta; Magnoliopsida; Fabales; Fabaceae. The transcript has 5 exons. The record is from RefSeq and is a predicted model, not a curated record. Gene Ontology annotation, molecular function: GTPase activator activity. Gene Ontology annotation, biological process: signal transduction.
AUGACUCGGCUAUUCCGAUCCAAAUCUUGCGGACUGGUCGAGUUCAACCCUUCUCCGCCAAGUCCAUUUUUUCACAAUGUGAAAGAUGAGGACGAAGAAGAAGAAGAUAGUGACGACUAUGAAGAUGAUUCAAGCAACCCCGUUUCAACGCCGUUCAUCAAUCCAGUGUCAAAAGCAGGUGGUCGUGGCUUCCAAUCACAAAAUCAGCACCAGUUUGCCAUAUUGGAUAUUCUGGUGGCUGCGCUCAAGAAGUCAUUGGUUAGUUGCAGUGUGGAGAGGGAGGAUGUUUCUUCUUCCUUGGAUAUUAGCUGGCCAACGGAGGUUCGCCAUGUCUCUCAUGUUACCUUUGAUAGGUUCCAUGGCUUUCUUGGUUUGCCCACUGAGCUAGAGCCCGAGGUUCCAAGGAGGGUGCCUAGUGCCAGUGCAAAGGUAUUUGGAGUUUCGGCAAAGUCAAUGCAGUGCUCUUACGAUGAAAGGGGGAACAGUGUCCCAACGAUUCUGCUGAUGAUGCAAAAGCGAUUGUAUUCAGAGGGAGGCCUUAAGGCAGAAGGAAUAUUUCGAAUAAAUGCUGAUAACAGCCAAGAAGAGUUGGUUCGUAAUCAGUUAAACAGAGGUCUAGUGCCACGUGGAAUCGACGUUCAUUGUUUAUCUGGUUUGAUGAAGGCUUGGUUUAGAGAGCUUCCAACUGGGGUACUUGAUUCUCUCACCCCAGAACAGGUGAUGCACUGCAAUUCAGAAGAGGAUUGUACUAAUCUUGUCAAGCUACUUCCUUCAACAGAAGCUGCACUGCUUGACUGGGCAAUCAAUUUGAUGGCAGACGUUGUUGAAAAUGAACAGUUCAACAAGAUGAAUGCACGCAAUAUUGCUAUGGUUUUUGCGCCCAACAUGACACAGAUGGCCGACCCUUUGACUGCAUUGAUUCAUGCAGUGCAAGUCAUGAACUUCCUUAAGACAUUGGUUCUGAAGACCCUUCGAGAGAGACAUGAAUCAAUUGCCAAGGCGACAGAGUUUUCAUCUCCCUCCUGCAAAGGCGAUUCACAUCCUUUUAAAAUUAUAAGUGAGGGAUGUUGCGAGCAAACAGAGGAUACUUGUGCCACAGUCAAGAGUAAGUUAUGGAGGACUUGUUCUACCUUGGGAAGAAUAGAAUGGUGUAUUGAGGAGAAACUUUGGAGCUCUGAGGAGAAGGGAAAUGGAAGCCUGGAAUUUGAAUCUGUUUCAGGUGGUAGCUCACCUUCUAGUUCUAGAUAUGAGAGUAAUCAUGCUUUAGAAAAUAGAUAUGACAGCGAACAUUGGCUGAGAUUGAGAAAAGGAGUGCGCAGGCUAUGCAGGCACCCUGUAUUUCAAUUCAGCAGGCCAACUAAGAAGCCUGCUGGUCUUGGCAUUAUAAAUACUAGGUAAGCAAGUGGAGAGGCUUGGACCUAA